AUGGGAAGUCGACGCGGAAUCGCGUUGGCGCUUCUCGCCGCCAUGACGAGCUGUCGAUUCGUCGGCGGCGAAUCGACGGCGUCGCACGUCGCCGGCCAAUUUCUGUGCGGCGGCGAGCCGAUCAAGGACCAUCUCCUUUUCGAUCCGAUUGUCGCCGUUCGAUUCAUGCACCGCUGCUAUACCGGAAUGACAAAGGAUGAAGCGGCGGAUCGAUGCCGUCGAAUCGGCGUGUUCGACUACAAUUUUAUUGGGUGCUACACGAAGCUCGAGUUUUCCAAAAAAAUAAAGUUCCAUUUCAUUGAUUUCUCAAAGCAAGCAAACGCGCUCUAUUGCCACAUAAAGAUCAAAAUCGAAAAAUACGUGAAAUUGCCCAUCAGCGGCUCAUUUCUUGACAAAAUGCUCCAGAAACUUGUGCUCGUCGCCGCCGCCGCCGCCAUCGCCCUCAUCAACCCAACAUUCGGCUCGUACGUCGUCGUCCGAAUCAAAGGACGCUUCAUUUGCAAAGGCGAACCCCUUCAGAAUGCCACCGUCAGUCUCGUCGAGAAGAAUGUCUAUCUGGUGAACGUGGAUCUCGCGUUCGGUGCGACGAAUCAAAACGGCGAGUUCGAGAUGGCCGCGUUCGCGUCGGAAUGGAUCAUCAAUCCGUCGGUGACUCUCCGACUCGAGCAUCAUUGCUAUCGCGACAUGACGGAAGCCGAAGCGGCAACGAAGUGCAAUCGUCUCACCGAUUACGACAUUCCGUGGUACUUCAUGCAGUUCGACACGCACGUCGCCAAACGCGUUUAUAGCAUCGGCGAGCAGACGGUCGACUCAACCUACAUCUUCUGGAAUUGCUAUAAAAUGCUUUACAAGUGA
This is a messenger RNA of Caenorhabditis bovis, 855 nucleotides long. NCBI's taxonomy places the organism in Eukaryota, Metazoa, Nematoda, Chromadorea, Rhabditida, Rhabditidae. The record is from the annotation of a GenBank genome assembly.